Messenger RNA from Tauraco erythrolophus (red-crested turaco), 1017 nucleotides. It is a transcript of the gene GPR160, whose product is annotated as G protein-coupled receptor 160. The record is from RefSeq and is a predicted model, not a curated record. NCBI's taxonomy places the organism in Eukaryota, Metazoa, Chordata, Aves, Musophagiformes, Musophagidae. Gene Ontology annotation, cellular component: signaling receptor complex; plasma membrane.
AUGGCUGCCGUACUCUGUGAAAAUUGUUCCUGCCAGUACCACCCCAGCCAGGUCAACCAGCCUCCUGAGAUCAGCUGCACAUUGCUCCUGAUUAUGCUUGGAAAAGUGUUCCUUGAUUUCUUCAUUUUACAAGUUAAGCAAAAGAACGUGAAAGUUAGUUUUAUGGGAUACUUUUGUGUCUCACUGGCACUUCUCGAUUUCAUACUGCUGACAAGUAUAUUUUUCAUUUUCUGUUUUGAGGACUUUGCAUUCUGGGGCAUGCGAUUUACAAAGCACGUUUGCCUCUUCACUCAGACAAUUUCUCUUACCUACAGUAUUUUACAUCACCCAGUGUAUCUUGUGGCUGGACUGGAUUAUUACAUGACUAUAGCCCAGACCUCUAAAUUUCCUGGAAGAGGUCAGAAAUUACUUUAUGUAUUUGCUGUGGCUGUUAUAUGGAUUGCAGGAUAUUUUUGCACUCUGAAAAUUCCUGCCAUCUAUGAAGAACUAGAAAUUCAGAACCGUUUUUCCCCUUAUCAGUGUCCUGUCCAUCCCAGCAGGCAGAGUUACUUAACCUCCUGUGCCAUGCUGCUCCUCAUAGGCACGGCCCUCCUGGCCUGUCGGAAGGAAGUUAUAACCAUGCUGCUGUCUGUCAGGGUCGUCUCCUUCGCCAGUCACCCUGUUCUGAUGUUCUCCUACGUGUCUAACAACACCAGCACUUGCUUGAAGCAGCAGCUCCUAAGCAGACUGCUCAUCUGUUUUCUUGGCACUUGGGCACCUUUUGUUGUUCUUCAGAUCAUCAUUUUGUUUCUGGGUGCUCGGAUUCCAGCCUACGUGGAGCUGAAUGUGCCCUGGCUGUACUUCAUCAACAGCUUCCUCAUCGCAGUGGCGUACUGGUGUCGCUGUCACCAUGUUGAAGUGACAGAGGAGAUGUGGCCUACAGAUCCAUUUGUCAGCUGGAAAUUUUGCUUUAUGCCAUUUAACAAUGAAAGCACAGAGCCAGCUGAUAAGCCCAGCACAGUAAUUGCCAUCUGUUAA